CUCCUUCCUGCCCCCAUCUGGACUCUGUGCAGGGUUUGGCCAAGCCAGUGAACAUCACGGUGUUGGAAGGACGGGAUCUGAAAGGCGUCAAGGGGGACACCCCAGUGACCUUUGUGCGGGCGGAGUACAACUCCCUCAUCCUUGGGGACUCCUCCAAAGUGGACGUCUCCUCGGACGGAAGCGUGAAAUACAAUUUCUUCACCUCCUUCGAUGUCCACCCGGAAGGGCCGCAUCUGCUGGAUGAUCUUGCGCACAAGCCAUUGUUACUCACCGUGAUCGAAGUCUUGCCGAAGGAGAAGAAGCAGAAGGACGAAAAGACAGUCACCCUGGGCCAAGCUGUGCUGGACCUCCUCCCUUUGCUGCAAGGAUUGCGGGAUUUUAAAACAACACUUCCACUCUACCCUGUGCCUGGCUCUCCCCUGGAGUCUCUCCGGCCAGAUGCCAAGUGUGUCAUCACCGUGUUGGUGACCGUCCAGGAGAGUCUUCUCUCUCCGUACCAGCUGUCGGAAGGCAACCUCCUACGGGUCACAGUAGAAGGCGCUUACUCGGUUCCGGAAGUGUUUGUCCCCACUGGACCCCAGCAAAACUACAUGGUCGGCUUCCAAGUGCCAGCAGUGGGAGAGAAAGAAUGCCCCUUCGUCUUCAAGAAUGGGGCCCUGAAGAUUGGCGGCGAGCGAGAGCCCUCGCCCCGGCCCAAGAAGUGGCCGGUCAGCUACAUCUUAGCCACGGGGGCUCAGAACAUUCCCGACUGCUUUGUUACCGGCGGCAAUUACGAGGAGGAAGACGGAGAGCUGACUGCCCUGGAGGAUAGAGAGACCAGGAUUCAGGGAGAAACUGUCAAGAAAAGGAUCAUGUGGGACUUGGAGAGGCGCUGUUACCUAGAUCCCGGAGCUGUGAUAUGCUUUCGGAAACGGAUUGCAGAUUGCCGGUACUGGCCUGUGGAGGUAGCUAGAAUGCCUGCAGUCACCUCCACCAAAGGAAAAGCUGGCAAAAUGGAGAAGGGAGGUGGUGGAAGCGGCGGUGGCGGUGGCGGAGGAGAGGACGAGACCAUUUCUUUCCACGGGGUGGCUUAUGUCAACAUGGUGCCCUUGCUGUACCCGGGGGUGACGAGCAUACGGGGCGCGUUCCGGGUCGUGCCCUACCAUGAUAGUGAUGUGUAUGAAAGGACAAAGUGCAGCGCCAGCCUCUUCCGCGAAGGCCACCACUUGGCAAGCAACAGGUUUGGGACCGCUGGAUUGCAUGCCAAAGGCGCAGUGAAGAACAUGAAGGAGGAGAAGCCGGGUCGGGAGAACGUCGUGAGAAAGCUGUCCAACAUUGUGAAAGUGCAAGGGUCUGAGAUCGCGGUCGAAGCCGCCACGUCGCUGUGUCUGAACGUGGAAGGGCAGCAUUACGUGGAUUCCGGGACAUUCCUGGUGCUGGAGUUUGCUCUGCACAAAGCCUUGGUGCCUAAGCGUUUGCCAGAGGAACUUUCCUGCCGGGUGAAGGAGAUGAUCCCGCCACGCCCUCAGCUGCCUCGAAAGACCACUGGAGCAAAGAAGGCCGUGGAAGAUUACCACUCCCAGGUAAUCAGCAUUGCUGAGACCAUCCUGGAGGAGUACCACGAGCACUUUGGGAGGCAGCUGUCCGAAGGCCUCGUGGUCGACAACGAGAACCUGGAGGACCAGAAAUGCCAGCUCAACUACGAGCUCAACAGCUCCGGGAAAUAUUUCGCUUUCAAGGAGCAACUCAAGCACGCCGUGGUGAAGAUCGUGAGAGAGAAGUACUUAAAGACGACCGCCUUCGAGAACCUGGACCAGCUGCAGGCCUUCCUGAGCGAGCUGUACGUGUACCUGGUCGACCAGAUGCACGUGGCACUGAAUCAGGUCUUGACCCAGCAGCGCCCCAGCCCACCUCCUCCCACCUACAACACCUCCGAGCACCUCCGGCUGUUUGCUCGCGAAGCCCAGACCAACGGGGACUACACCUUGGCCUCGACUUACUACCAGGAGAGACUGGCCCGUAACCGGCAGGAUAUCCAGAGCUGGCUCGACUAUGGAGCUUUCUGCCUGCUGACGGAGGACAACCUCAAAGCCCAGGAGUGCUUCCGGGAAGCCGUGGCCCUGAAUCAUAACCACUUGCCCAGCCUGCUGAUGUGCGGCAUCAUGGCAGUGAUGAUGCAAAAUUACGAAGAAGCGGAAGUCUUCUUUGAGGAUGCCACCUGCCUGGAGCCCGACAGUGUCGUGGCUUGGACAAUUUUAGGCCUGUUCUACGACAUCCAGGAGAACGACAUCCGCGUGGAGAUGGCGUUCCGGAAAGCCACCAAACUCCUGAAGGCUCGACUGGCCAAGGAGAAGCCCUCAUUAGAAGGCGCCGAAGGUGGAGGACGGCAACCCCCCUCCCCCGCCACCUUCCCCCCAAUGCAGUCUGCCGCCUUUUCCAAGGAAGAGCUGGUUUCCGAAGAGGCUCCGGAUGUCCCCUCGAGAUUCCGAUCGGACUCCGCGGAGCCGGCCGUCACCAUCCGCCUGCCGGAAGAGAAGGAGCCCACGCCCAAGCCGUCCAGGCGGCUUUCCAUCUCUGCCACCAGCAAGAUCAAGGUGCCUUCUGUGAAAGAACCCGUCAAGAUGCCGGAGGCCGGCCCGCCCCCUCCAGUCCCAGCCGUUAUCUCCAUCUUCAGGGAGACGAUCCGCUUCUUGAUGGAUGUCAAUGCCCUCCAUUUUGUCCGCAGGGCGUUGGCGCACGAGCUGGUCAGCCCGCAAGGCGGCCCCAGCUGCGAAUAUUACCUGGCGCUGUCCCAGACCUACCUGCUGAAGCAGGAGUACGACAAGGUGAAGGAGUGCCUCGAACAGGCGAUCCAGAUCGACUACUUGAAUCCAGAUGUCUGGGCCCAGAAAGGGCACCUCUGCUACCUGACCAAGGACUUCGGGGAAGCCAAGGAAUGCUAUGAACGAACCAUCAGUUUCGUCAAUGACGCGUCCGACAUGCAUUUUGUGUACCUGCGCCUGGGAAACAUCUAUCUUGAGAGGAAGGAGUGCGACAAAGCCAAGAAUAUCUUCCUGCUGGCGAGUAAGAAAUCGCCAACCUGCCUGACCUGGCUCGGAGUGGGAAUCGCCUGCUACAGGCUCCAAGAGAUGGUGGAAGCCGAGGACGCCCUCUCCGAGGCCAACGCCUUGAACAACAACAACGCCGAAGUCUGGGCCUACCUGGCUCUUGUCUGCAUGAUGGGCGGAAGGCAGCUGGAGGCAGAACAGUCCUACAAAUACGCCAUCAAGCUGGGCUUGACCAACCAGGAUCUUCUUCAGGAGCUCCGAGAGGUGCAAUCGGAGGUGGGCUUCGGCGAUCCAUCUUUCUGAGCACUCCUGAUUUACAGAUGCUUCAGCCGUUCGAGCAGGGGAUGGCUUGGCGCUCGGGCACAUUGCGGGAAGAAAAUCCGCCGCACGGUGCAGCUCUUUGCCAUUCUGCAGCCCCGGUCCACAACACUGUCGUGUCGUUGACCCUGCUCACUUCCCAAACUCAUCGUGGGACUUCCAGAAUCCUUAGAUCCUAAAGUCAGCCAUCUUUCCGCACUAGGGCACUCCUAUCUUUUGUCUUAGCAUAACUCCACGCUCAUGGCAAAUACCAUCACGGUGCAGGGAGCAAGCCACACCCCUGCAGACCUUUGGCAAGGAACCACAAGGCAUCGGGAUGUAUCCUGUAACCCCAAUUUUAGAUUGCGUUAAUUAAGUCCAUUCAAGUGCUUCAAGCCUAGCUGUUAUAUGUUGCAAAGGGGGUGGGUGGAAUGAGGAAGAACGUCGUUUACCACAAGACCGGCAACAGGGGUGACAGGGUGGAGGGUUUUAUUUCGUGGUGCUCUGCAUUCAACUGCAUACGCAGCUCUGUCUCUGUUCAGAGGCUCCCGCGAUAAAGAAGAGCUUCGAAAACGGUUCCAAAAUGACUAACAGGGAGUCAGGUCUGAUGUGAUGCUUUGAACCGCGUCUUGUGGAAGUACAUCCAAGCAUACGGUAACUUUCAGACGACUGGGAAAAGCCCCCGUAAGCUGAGAUCAAUUCCAGGAGAGUGGAGCAACUGACAUCGGCGAUCGUUUCCAGCAAGAACCCCGAUAACUGUAUUCAGACCGAGGCUUUAAUGUCACGUGUUGUUUUUAGCUUGUGAGUGGCCUCAGAUACUUAAGCCAGAAGGGAAGGUAUACAGUUUGAGGAGAAUAUUUUAAAAUUUUAAUUAAAGAAAAACACCC
Molecule: messenger RNA, 4210 nt
Organism: Heteronotia binoei (common prickly gecko)
Lineage: Eukaryota; Metazoa; Chordata; Lepidosauria; Squamata; Gekkonidae
Gene: CFAP70
Product: cilia and flagella associated protein 70
Exons: 27
Coding region: 591-3329 (912 amino acids)
Biological process (GO): cilium assembly; cilium movement
Cellular component (GO): motile cilium; extracellular exosome
Molecular function (GO): protein binding
Source: RefSeq, a predicted model, not a curated record